AUGGUAGUUUCUUCGCCCUGGGGUCACGAUGCCGACUCCGGUACACCACCUGUACGAGAAUCCUUCGACUGGGAGGAGAAUCCGGAGAUCAAGGCCGAGACGGGCGCUGUCGACCACGGCGAUGAUCCCAAUGCUGGCGUCAAGGACAAGCAGCUGAGGCUAGUAGUCACUGGGUGCUACUCGCUCCGCGGCCGCCGCGAACAAGACCCCGAGGACAUUGCCGACAGCAGGGCCUUGGAGGGCGACGCAGGGGACAGUCAGCAAUCGGCGGGUAGCGAACUGGCAUCGAACGGCGACCCCAGUGACGCCCGCAAGAACGAAGCACCUGCUGUCGAGGCGAAGCAGAAUGGUGCAGAACGGAGCCAUUGUUUUGCUAUCAAAAGUACCCUUGUUGCACACAUCAGAACACACACUGGGGAGAGACCUUAUGAGUGUGACGUCUGCAAGCAGCGUUUUUCUAAAUCAAGUAACCUUGUCGUACACAUGAGGAUACACACUGGGGAGAGACCUUACCAGUGCGACAUAUGCGAGCAGGGGUUUGCUAUCAAAUGUAACCUUGUAGUACACAUGAGGACACACACUGGUGAGAGACCGUACAAUUGUGACUUCUGUAACCAGCGUUUUGUUCAAAAAGGUACCCUCAUUAAACACAUCAGGACUCACACUGGGGAGAGACCCUAUCAGUGUGAAUCCUGCAAGCAACGUUUCACACGAAAAUCUUACCUUUUUAAGCACCUAAAAACACACUCUUGGGAAAAGGCAAUCUUUUGCUGUUCCCGGCGCCGCUUUUUCUUCUACUCGCAGUUCCUCCUCUUUGUGCUAACAGCGUCCCUCAGCUCUUCAUACGCAUGUCGGUGGCGGUGUGGUCCCUCAGUGCUGGUCGCCCAUCCGAACUCUAACGCGGUGCUUUUCCUGUCGAUAGGUGCUGGGCCCGGUACUACACUGCCAGGACGAGAGGCCGUCGACUGGGAGGAGAAUCCGGAGAUCAAGGCCGAGACGGGCGCGGACGACCACGGCGAUGAUCCCAACGCUGGUGUCAAGGACGAGCAGCUGAGGCUAGUGGUCACUGGGUGCUACUCGCUCCGCGGCCGCCGCGAGGAACACCCCGAGGACAUCGCCGACAGCAAGGCCUUGGUGGGCCUCGCAGGGGACAGUCAGCAAUUGGCGGGUAGCGAACUGGCAUCGAACGGCGACGCCAGUGACGACCGCAAGAACGAAGCACCUGCUGUCGAGGCGAAGCAGAAUGGUGCAGAACGGAGCGGACACACUGUUGAAAAACCGUACCAAUGCGACAUCUGCAAGCAUUGUUUUGCUAUCAAAAGUACCCUUGUUGCACACAUCAGAACACACACUGGGGAGAGACCUUAUGAGUGUGACGUCUGCAAGCAGCGGUUUUCUUAUUCAAGUGACCUUGUCCGACACAUCAGGAUACACACUGGCGAGAGAACUGACCAGUGCGACAUCUGCAAUCAUAGUUUUUCCAUUAAAAGUACUCUUGUCAAACACAUCAGGACACACACUGGGGAGAGACCUUUCCAGUGCGACAUCUGCAAGCAACCUUUUGCUACCAAAGGUACUCUUGUCGCACACAUCAGGACACACACUGGGGAGAGACCUUACCAGUGCGACAUUUGCAAGCAUCGGUUUGCUUUAGAACAUACUCUUGUCGCACACACCAGGACACACACUGGGGAGAGACCCUAUCAGUGUGAAUCCUGCAAGAAACGAUUUACACAAAAAUCUCACCUUGUUAGACACCUAAAAACACCCUCUUGCGAAAAGGCAGAUGCCGAGCUCAGUACACCGCCUGCACGAGAAUCCUUCGACUGGGAAGAGAAUCCGGAGAUCAAGGCCGAGACGUGCGCGGUCGACCACGGCGAUGAUCCCAAUGCUGGUGCUAAGGACGAGCAGCUGAGGCUAGUGGUCACAGGGUGCUACUCGCUCGGCAGCCGCCGCGAGCAAGACCCCGAGGACAUCGCCGACAGCAAGGCCUUGGAGGGCGACGCAGGGGACAAUCAGCAAUUGGCGGGUAGCGAACUGGCAUCGAACAGCGACGCCAGUGACGCCCGCAAGAACGAAGCACCUGCUGCCGAGGCGAAGCAGAAUGGUGCAGAACGGAGCGAACAUACUGUUGAAAAACCGUACCAAUGCGACAUAUGCAAGCAUUGUUUUGCUUACAAAAGUGACCUGCUUGUACACAUCAGGACACACACUGGGGAGAGACCUUAUGAGUGUGACUUCUGCAAGCAGCGUUUUUCUAAAUCAAGUACUCUCGUCCGACACAUCAGGAUACACACUGGGGAGAGACCUUACCAGUGCGACAUAUGCGAGCAUGGUUUUGCUGCCAAAUGUAACCUUGUCACACACAUGAGGACACACACUGGGGAGCGACCUUUUAAGUGUGACGAUUGCAAUAUGCGUUUUGUUGAAAAAAGUACCCUUGUGAGACACAUCAGGACACACACUGGGGAGAAACCCUAUCAGUGUGAAUCCUGCAAGCAAUGUUUUGCACGAAAAUCUCUCCUUGUUAAACACCUCAAAACACACUCUUGCGAAAAGGCAUACGUGCUUCAGUCCUUCACGCGCAUGUCGGUGCUGGUGUGGUCCCUUAGUGCUGGUCGCCUAUCUGACAGCUCUAACGCGGCACUUUUCCUGUUGACAGAUGCCGAGCUCAGUACACCGCCUGUACGAGAAUCCCUCGACUGGGAAGAGAAUCCGGAGAUCAAGGCCGAGACGUGCGCUGUCGACCACGGCGAUGAUCCCAAUGCUAGUGUCAAGGACGAGCAGCUGAGGCUAGUGGUCACUGGGUGCUACUCGCUCCGCAGCCGCCGCGAGCAAGACCCCGACGACAUCACGGACACGGACAGCAAGGCCUCGGAGGGCGACGCAGGGGACGGUCAGCAAGUGGUGGGUAGCGAACUGGCAUCGAACGGCGACGCCAGUGACGCCCGCAAGAACGAAGCCGAGGCGAAGCAGGAUAGAGCAGGUCGGAUCGAACACACUGUUCAUAAACCCUAUCAGUGUGACUUCUGCACAAGUCGUUUUAUCCAAAAAUGUCACCUAGUCGAUCACAUCAGGAAACACACUGGGGAGAGACCUUUCCAGUGCGACAUCUGCAAUCAUAGUUUUGCUAUCAAAAGUUCCCUCAUUAAACACACCAGGACACACACUGGGGAGAGACCUUUCCAGUGCGACAUUUGCAAUCAUAGUUUUGCUAUCAAAAGUACCCUCAUUAAACACAUCAGGACACACACUGGGGAGAGACCGUACCAGUGCGACAUCUGCAAGCAACGUUUUGCUACCAAAGGUACUCUUGUCGCACACAUCAGGACACACUCUGGGGAGAGACCGUACAAUUGUGACUUGUGUAAGCAGCGUUUUGUUGAAAAAGGUACCCUCAUUAAACACAUCAGGACUCACACUGGGGAGAGACCCUAUCAGUGUGAAUCUUGCAAGCAACGUUUUACACGAAAAUCUCACCUUGUUAAACACCAAAAAACACACUUCUGUUAAAAGGCAUAGUAUUGCAGCCGAUGAGAAAAACGUACUCAACCGUAGUUAAAAUCUAUGCCGUUGCUCUAUUGACAAGUUAACUUACGUCUGAGUCAUUGUAGUGAAAAUAAUAUGUUUUCUUCAGUCGUCAUUAGUAAAAGAUAAGACGGAUCUCAAUAUGUGAACCUUUGUCUAUUGUAACUCUCUAUUUUUAACAAGUCUUCACAUAGUCUAUUUUGCUUGAUUGUUUGUCCUAAUGCGGACAUGUGUCGCAAAACUUGAACAUUUUUGUCAAUUCAA
Molecule: messenger RNA, 3792 nt
Organism: Frankliniella occidentalis (western flower thrips)
Lineage: Eukaryota; Metazoa; Arthropoda; Insecta; Thysanoptera; Thripidae
Product: zinc finger protein Xfin-like
Exons: 8
Coding region: 1-3513 (1170 amino acids)
Source: RefSeq, a predicted model, not a curated record